This is a messenger RNA of Mugil cephalus (flathead mullet), 3703 nucleotides long. It is a transcript of the gene col26a1, whose product is annotated as collagen alpha-1(XXVI) chain. Gene Ontology annotation, molecular function: protein binding. The coding region runs from base 1337 to 2647 and encodes 436 amino acids. Lineage: Eukaryota; Metazoa; Chordata; Actinopteri; Mugiliformes; Mugilidae. The transcript has 14 exons. The record is from RefSeq and is a predicted model, not a curated record.
GGAUCGGUAUCGCCGAUACCAGUCUGAAUUUUAGUAUCGGAUCGGUAAGGAAAUCGGUGGUAUCGAACAUCUACUACUGCGCUCCUCCAUCAGUCCGUCCGAGCUAAUCUGAGCUGGAUGGGACACGUCUCCUUCCUUCCUCACAAGGCCUGUAUGGACUCCCAGCGGCCAGCAGGGGGCGAUGCUCACCAGUCCAUUCAUGUUUAUUUCUACUAGUUUACGAAGUUUCUACCCCCAAAACAGGUCAAAAAUAGAUUGAUGUCGCCUUUAUCUCUCCAUGUGUUCGUUUUCAUCAGGGAAGAAAAAUAAGAACGUUUCUCUCACUAAGAAAAUGAUUGGAUAGUCAAAACCAGAGGGCAGAUCAAAAGUAACAUGCAAAACCAGACUUAGAUACCUUAUAAACCCCAAAUUUUGUCGUAAAGAAAUGAAAAAUAACAAAAUACACUACCACAGUCUUAUUUCUGAAUAUUUUCUAAGGCACGAACACUAAAGAUUAAGUGGAAACUAUCCAUUUAUACUUGUUUUACUUGUUACUUGUUACUUGUUUUGGUAGGAAUUAGCUUCUAUAUUAUUAAGAUAUUUCAGUCAUUUCUUAAACGUUUUAUGGUUUAUUUGUUUCGGUACAAAUAAAUAAAUAUAUUGUAUAGACUAAAGCUAUUCCAGAAAAAAUGGCUUUAGUUUUGUGGGAUCAAUGCUUCAAAUAAUAAAGUGACGUUCUACUGAUUGAUAAACUUAUUAAAUGGACGGAGAUGAUAAUAUGAGCCCUCGUAUCUUAUCUCUUAUGUAGGAUUAAUGUUUUUGUAAAUAAGUCCCUGUGGAGUUUCUAUUUUAACAUCAGUCGCAGUAAUGAAGACAAAUCAAACAUUUCAUGAGCGCUGCAAAAUGCGAUAGAGCUGAGAUACUGUGAAGUCACUUAUGGUCCCAUAGUUCGUAUUAUCCUAUCUGAAAACAGUAAACUCGUGGUUUUCUAUCGGGACCAGAUGCGCUUUUACGCACUCCGUCUCCAGCCCUCACACUCAGCGCGCUGUUUACGCACACGAGAUAUUUGACUCCUCGUUCCUCGGUCCUCGUCAAACGUCAUAAACCCAAAUUAUUCUAUAGGAAGAGGUUGUGUGUCAUUCAUUGUGUGCUCGUGAGAGGGCCGGCUUGUUUCUCCGCGCGGAAGAAGAAAUGACCAUCACGUUAAUGGUUUCAGUGGGAUUUGCUUAGCUUUUCUUUCCCCAUUCCACUGCAGACACUGCAGAGCUGUAGACCAGAGCAGGAUUUAUAACUUCGGGAGUUACUUGAAAGUCUUCGGUAUCUCUGGAUAUCUUUGUCAGGGAUAAUCUUAGAGGAGAUGAUGGCUUAUUCGUCUCUCUACGCGCUGUGCAUGUGGAUAAGUUUAGUGUGUCCUUCGCUGGGAACCGGCUUCGUUUAUCGCUUUCCAGGCAUCACAGUCCAGCGGCAGCGCAUCAAAUCGGAGCAGAGCAACACGGGACCACCGGGUACCGGGUCCCAUACGCAACUCAGGAACUGGUGUCAGUAUACUGUUUCGAGAACAGUCUCUUGUCAGGUGCACAAUGGAACCGAAACCACGGUGCAGAGAGUGUUUCAGGGCUGCAGAUGGCCAGGACCCUGUGCCAAAGUUAUCAGCUACAGGACCCUGAUCAGGCCGUCGUUCAGGAUCGCCUACAAGCAAGUCACCGCACUGGAGUGGAGAUGCUGCCCCGGAUUUGUGGGGGAAGAGUGUCGCGAAGAGUGUUUGAACUGCACCACCUUCAACGACAUGAACAGUAGAAUAAACACCAUUGAAUCAAAGAUCAAACUCUUAGAAGAGGGACGCUCGUCCAUGCCGACAGCCACCAGUUUACCAGAGGGCUCAACAGACAACGAGGUGGACGCAGCCAAGCCCACUCCUCUUGGUCCGCCAUCGUAUCUGCCACCAGGUGGUAGGGGGCCCCCGGGGCCCAUUGGACCUCCAGGGCUUCCAGGUCCUGCUGGACCUCCUGGACCGCCUGGACAAGCAGGCGCCUCCGGACCCUUUGGACCAAAGGGGGACAGAGGUCUGCCAGGUGAGAUAGGUCUCCCCGGCCCUCCUGGUCCACCAGGCCCUCCAGGGGAGGGUCUUUCCCCUGUCCGUGUUCGGGGUGACGUUUUUCACGUGGACCAUCAAGAGGAGACGUCCUUCCGCCCCGUUCUCACCGCCGGCCCUCCCGGUCCAGUAGGUCCUGUCGGCCCCGCAGGCGCCCGAGGAGAAAGAGGACCCGUGGGUUUACCAGGUCUCCCGGGACAAGACGGUAAGGAAGGCCUCCGAGGCCAGCCUGGUGAUCCCGGGGCUAAAGGAGAUCCAGGGGAAAGGGGGUUCCCAGGUGUAGCAGGCGAGCAGGGCCUACCUGGAGCCCGGGGGCCAAAAGGAGAGCCAGGAGAAGGCUUGAAUGAGGGUGAAGCCGUGCAGCAGCUCAGGGAGGCCCUGAAGAUCCUGGCUGAGAGGGUCCUGAUCCUGGAGCACAUGAUCGGCAUUCAUGAGAACUCUGAGGGAUCUGGAUUUGGCGGCGUUACAGACCCUCUGUCCUUCUCCGUCCUAAAGACCAAGCGCCUUCAGCCUGUUCGAACACCUCUUCAAAUUCCAGUGCUGGUCGAAAGACAAAGACGAAUUCCCGUUCAAUAGUAUAGUCUACUUUAGUUUGUAAUUGUAAAGGGAUGUUGCAUACGUUUAUUUCUUUGAAUUUUAUUUUUGACACUAUCAAGUACUGUUGUAAACAAAAAAAAGGAAGUUCUUUGCAGACAUGAGAUGUUGAGCAUUUCAUCCACAUGAAAGGCUUAUUUCAGGCUUUUUUUUUUUUUUUUUUUUUUUUUUUUACCCUGCUGCUGCAUGACCUUAGUCUACAUAACCGCAACAGCAGCACUUCCAUGGUGCUGUACAAUGAAAUAUCAUCUCAUAAAGUGUUAUGAGGGUUUUGGCAUCUUUCUUUCCUCAGAUAAAAGACGGCGUUGUAAACAUAUCUAUUUCCUUGGCUGAUGUUGCAAAGCUCCGGGUUCCUGAGGGCUGGACUGAAAAUGUACCAUUUUGUGUCAAACACAUUCUUGGAAUGACCUCGAGGUUCAUCCUGUGCGCCUGUCAAACAUAUUUCUUCCUUCUCUCUGUGUCUCUGUGCGCUCUGCCUUGUUAACACUGAGGUAAGACAUGACAAGCUGCCAGGAAUAUCUGCUUGAAAUAAAGUUAGGUGAAAUGAAUAGCACCUGGAGAGCGCACAUCUGGAGCGCAAAAGAGAAGAGAUGCUGAAACAGUUGAAUUGUGGCCUGGAAACCGCAAAACUGCUCGGCCCCGAUGCAGCUUUGCGUAAAUGGCUGACAGAGCACUAAACUUGACAGGGUUACACUGACUUCUUCAUAAAGUGCCUCUGAGAUUUCUUUCUAAACUGAUAUGAUUAUUGUGUAAUGUGUUUCUGAGAGACCCAGCUGCUGCUAGUCAAACACGAGGGAACAGUCCUCUCUAUUACAAGAUUUGUAUGUGAAAGUCCUUCAUGGAAACAUGCUUAUACACAAUUUAGAUGACAGAUACAUAAAAGAUCAAUAACAGUUUCAGAGCAGCGCUCACAUCAAAGGAUUCAGGCCAGAAUUAUGUGUUCAGUGGUAAGUAAUCUGAUUUAGGGAACAUCAAAAACGUCAAUUAACCAGCCAAUAGCCUUGCUAACAUCUAAAUAAAAUGUAGUAACAACCAAUA